Messenger RNA from Guillardia theta CCMP2712, 528 nucleotides. RefSeq lists its product as hypothetical. Lineage: Eukaryota; Cryptophyceae; Pyrenomonadales; Geminigeraceae. The transcript has 7 exons. Bases 1 to 528 code for a protein of 175 amino acids. Gene Ontology annotation, cellular component: cytoplasm; nucleus. The record is from RefSeq and is a predicted model, not a curated record.
AUGUUUCGUUCAAAGACGGGAUCCUUGCGCAAACGGCUAAAGAACGUCCAUUUCGAGUUUGUUGACCCUCCGUUCACAAGCAAGCAUGAGAGCAUCGGAGAGGGCCUGAGCUGGUACGAGUUCAGCACGGUAGGAGAAGAUGAGGUGAAGUGGUCAAGGUUCGACGAAUCCCUUCAAUACAUCAGCGAGGGUGCUUGCGUUGCUGCCCUCCUGUCUGUGCUCAGAGAGAGGGAUAGUCUUCCUCCUCCCGUGCAGUUUCAGUUCGUCUGGCUGUUCAGCGGCUUCUGCCCGAAAGAUCCAGAAUGGAGAAAACUGUGCCUUGAGACGCAGGUAGCAAGGGUCCGCAAAAUUUCCUCUGUGCAUGUGAUUGGCGAAACUGAUCAGAUCAUUUCUCCUCAGCGAAGCACGGAGGCGGCAGGUAUCUUUACAGACUCGGUCAUCAUCCGGCAUGAGAAAGGCCACCUCGUCCCUUCUGACAAGAAGAUUUCUGACGGCCUCCUCUCUUUCCUCGAAGCGCACACAAGCUGA